UCUUGCAAAAUGGUGGUUUAUGUUUAUUAUUGUUAGAAUCCGGCGUAAGGCGUUAUAUUUUUUAUACUAACUCAAGAAUAAUUACGCGAAAUGAUUAAAUUAUCAGCUUUGAAUGAUGAAUCUGAGGAUGAGAGUGAUUCAGAGGUGGAAGUAUCGCGGGAAGCGUUAGAGCAGAUCGCAUUGCAGCAGUACACUAAAGCUUUGGAUUUGCAGCGAAAAGGGAAUCUCAUUGAAGCUACGCAGCUUUUAAAGGAUCUUUUGGACACGGAACUGUUGUACGACAUCAAGAAACCAGGUCCUGGUGAGAAGGUAUCAGGGCCUUUGUUCAAUUUGAAGUAUCUUUGCUAUAAAAACUUGGCUUCUCUAUUAACUACAGCGGGCGACAUCGAAGGUGCAAUCGAGGCGUAUAACUCUGCCGCUGAACUAGAUGAUACCGAUAUAACACUCUGGCAUCGUUUUGGCACUGUCUGCUUAAAAGCUAAACACUAUGAGACUGCUCUCUACGCAUUUCAAAAAGGUGUAGAACGUAACCCUCGUCAUUGGCCAUGUCUCGACAAGUUGAUAAUCAUUUUGCUCGGUUUAAAUUAUAAAGAGCAGUGUCUUGCCGCUAUUCACGAUGCAUUGCAACUUGAUCCUGGUUACAUGAGGGGCUUAGUGUAUAGAAAACAUAUUUAUAAGCUUUACAGUCACAUGCAGGAAUAUAUGGAAUGUAUUAACCCAAUUUAUAAAUGGAACCCAGAAGGUGAUGAUGUUAUAGAUGAAGAAAAAGCUGAGACACUGCUCAAAGAAGCUGAAAUAAUCCAUAAAGUGUACAUAGAACAGCAGAAAGCUGAAACAUUUAAGUAUAUUGUUCCCAAACUCAAAUUAAAGAAACCAAUAUCACGAAUGUCAUGGCAAUCUGUUGGCGAGUCUUUAGUUCACUUGCACCAUUACAUCACUGAGCAUUGUUACAGCCAUGCAUGCUUUGUAGAGAUCUCAACUGAAAAUGGGAAUGAAGAAGAAAAAAUGGAAGUAUGUGAAGAACAAGAGUCAGAUGACAAUAAAGCGGAAGACAAUAUCACAGAUAAUGAAAAAGUAACAGAAACAGGCUCCGAGAAUGAGAAUAAUGACUUGUCCGACAAAGACAAAGCAACAGACAGUGAAAAAGUUGAAUGUAUUGAGAUAACAUUAGAACCUACAACAGAGAAUGUUCCAGAUAGUAAAAUACAGAAAAAAGCGCCAGCGAGGCGUAGAGGGAAUCCCCUAAAUAACCUCAAGAUGUGGGGAUGGUAUGAACGAAAGCCUCUUCGAAAGAAACCGGAUGAUGAUGACAAUAUAUAUGAAAUGUUACGUAGAAUGGUGCCAAUCGCAUUAGUCCCAGAAGUAGCAACUAAAAAAGAAAUGCAAGCAAAGGAAAACUCUUCUGAAAUAUUAAAUACAGAUAAAUUAUUCGAAGAGAAAGAAUCAGAAAAACUUGGUGAUGAUACAGUAUAUUUUGGUACUGAAAGUGAACAAAAUGAAGUGAAGUCAUUUGUUGAUAAAUAUACAGAGAACCAAAGAGAUAUAAUUGAUUUGUUAAAAGAGUUUCUGAGUAUUCUGGCUGGGAAAUGGAAAUCAAAGUGGCCUGAAGCACUUCAGAAAGUUUUUGUAGAAGCCACCAAAUGUUAUAGCAACCACAUUGAUAUUCCCGCAUGUACAGAUGAUAACAAACAAGAUUUACUACAUUACACAUCUGUUAAUAUGUUGGCUGAAGAAUUCACUGUCAAUGAAAAAAUUAAUUUGAGUCUUGAAGAGAAAGCAACGCAUGAAUUGAAUGUGAUUGAGUCUAUAGAAAUCAUUUUAACAUUAAAACCUCACAUAUACUCAAGUACGGAUUGUUUGGAAAUGAUUCUGCGGUCCCUCUGGCUUAGAUUACAUAUUUACAUACUAAAUAGACGUGAAGAACUUGCCUUAGAUUGCUCGUACCAGCUUUUGAGUGAAUUUGAUGCUAUGGGAGAACAUCACGACAUGUACAGUCUGAACAUUCCAAACUUUACAUUCAAAACUGAUGUAAAUGAACACGAAAUUAUAGAAUACAUAAAGUUUUUAGAGAGGAACAAAAAGUUAUCAACAGUAAUGGAUUUGUACAGACGAGGUAGCUAUGAGGAAGUGUUGUCAAUCCUCAUUGAAUCUUUUGAGCAUUGCAAAACAAUUGCUAGAAAAAAAGAGGAAGAUAUGCCUUUAGACUUCUCCGUUCAACUGUCUCUAAUAUUGGACGCAUACUGGGCUUUGGAUAAAGUUGAAUGUUGUUUCAAAUGGUCUCUGAUAUGUUUACAUGAAGCUCUGAAACAUUACUUCCGUCUUACAUCCGGUUCUGCAGAUUAUGAGAAGUGGAGCCUCACUGUCAUCAAAGUUUUGAGUUGUAUGGAACACAUUCUUAGUACAGAAGGAUUGUCAUGUUUAGAAACAGUUACACAGAAUGAACUAGGACAAGGGCUUGAGGAUCUAAUAAGAAUAAUUGGGCAUCAAGUAGAAAUGAACGCAACAGAGAUGCCAUUCGAUACAGUCUCCCCUUGGAUUAUUAUGCACUAUAUUUUGCAGAGAGAAGAAGAUCAAGGAAGGAGCAGAUCUCUUUCAGACAAUGAUAGGAUAGCAUGUGAUGAAGUGCCAAAUCCAUUGAUGGUAUUGUUUAUAGCUCAUGAACAGUUGGGCGCGAGGAGCUGGUGUUGCAAGUCGGAUGGAAAACUUCUUUAUUUUAUCCUUGACACCGUUGUUCCCCGCCUUCAAUCGCCAUCUCUGUCAAAAGCUUUGGAGCAAAUAAACCAGUAUCUGGAACAGUGUGUAUUUUGUCUCUAUGGUCAUCCGGGAAGGAAGAAUAAAUUGAAUAAAUAUCUCGUUGACCACAAUGUUACACCUCAAGUGUUAGAUUGGAAAAGAGCUCAACAGAUAUAUGAAAUCUUUAGACCUCUAGAUUUGCCGCCGCUGGAGGGAAAAGUGUCUGGGAUUUCCUCAGACACAGAAAACUUAUUUCACCGUAUUUUGUCACUUUUGCCAGCAGAAUGUGACCCUUCAAAAUAUGUGCCAGAAAUGAAAAAAUAUAUUAAAGGCAUAGAACAGAAACCGCCGUUAGUGCCACCGUUGUUGCCGUACAAGAUGAAGGAUAUCUAUUUUUUAUUGGGCGAUUAUUAUUUUAAAAAGAAUGACACGAAAUUGGCUAUUAAGUAUAACACAUUGGAUGUGUUACUGAAUAACGAUCGAUUUAAGUCUUGGGCUCAGAUAUCGUUAGCCAAAGCGUCGAAUUUAGAAAGGGCCUUGAAUUUGUACAGAAAUAUAAAUAACGAGAAAGAUUUUCUCGACCCAGCCAAGACGGCGAUUAGAUGUUUUAAGCGUUCACUAGAAUUAGAUCCUUCGUAUCGUUACAUGUGGAUAGAAUUUGGCAAUUUCGUAUAUUGUGUACAUUCGUUCUGUUCGAGGCUCUUGAAACAGGCCACAGAAUCGAUUGAUUUGGGAGAAUUCCAAGCUUUCGAAAAGCAAAAGGAAGAUCUUUUAGACUUAACCUACAAAUGCUUCAUUACGCUACGUGAUGAUCUCAAUAAUAGUUGUGAUACUGACAAAUCAAAUGAGGAAUCCUGGUUAUUAUACUACAUGUUAGGCAAGGUAGCUGAGAAACGCAAUAAACCACCCUCCGUGUACCUUAACUUUUAUUUACAAGGAGUCAAAAAUUUGCAAGAAGCUGGGGCUAUAUAUCCUUCUAAAAUAAAUUACAACUCACCAUCUCACCUGUCAAUAGAAGUUCUCGAAUUGCACUACAGAAUACACGCUUCUAUUCUCAAGUAUAUCGAACAACACGAGAACAAGCCUAUACCUGCAUCUGUAGGAAAGGUGUUUUUGAAUUGUAUAGAUGAGUGGGAGAAAGGUCCUUACAAGAGAAGACCUAAGAAGGAUAAUGUUUCCAUUGCCGAAAGCGAAAUGAAAGCGGAAGAGUCUCCGGCCGUUCACGCUGCCAACAUACUCAAACGCUCCAUUAGCGACGCGGGCGAGGAGGACAACCGCGAAGCGAAAAGACUCAAGUUGGAAUCUGCUGCCGCUAAAGUUAGACGAUCGGCUUCCUAUGAUACUGAACGUACCGGGAAUAAAGAACCUCAAAAACAACCUGAAGUUCCAAUAAACGACGGUAAAGAAAUCGCCCCCACCACUACGAAUGAUAACCAAGAAGCUGUCGCUGAUAAAGAAUCACGUUUGCCUGCUGUCAAAUCCACAGAAGAACAGAUUGAUAAGCAGGAGGUUACUUUGCCGCAAACGAAUCUGAAUGAAGAUGAUAAAAAACAAGAGACUUCUAAUUCCUCCUCUUCAACGUCUUCUUCGGACUCCUCCAGCUCGAGCGAGUCCUCCUCGGACAGCAGCAGUGACUCCAGCAAAGACACCGAUGCAUCAAGCAAGUCUUCUCAAGAUUCGAAAAGUUUGACUGAUGAAGAAAUAAAGAAAAUAGUAUCAGCGUGCCUCGACGCGCUCGAAGAUUGCGCGAGCCGCUUCGUGCCGCACUAUAAAGCUCUUUACAGACUUGCACAUUACCACUUCUACUAUAAAAAAGGAAAGGACAUCGAACGAUGCCGAGACCUUAUGCUAUCCACCUUCACUUCGAGGACUGGAAAAAAAAUGACUGGCCUUUUCAGUGAAAGAAAGCCUUCUAAUUUCUUUAAUAAUAUUUGGUUGUUGCGUGCCGAAGAGGUGGAAAGAGCGGGAGGUUUCGCGUUUCAUAUGAAUCGCUCUGUCCUUCUCACUUUGGAAAUAUUGAAAGAGAUAGAUGACCACAAAACCUUGCUCGAUCUGAGCUUACACCUGCAGAGGACACCAGACCUCGAUAAAAAGUAUCUAAAAGAUUCCGAUAGACAGGAGUUGGCGACGCAAGCGUUUUCUUUGUGUGUCCAAUCUCUCAAGGGGCAAUUGCAAAAGUUUAGCCAACAAGCGGACAUAAAGAGCAACAAUGUAGAGAGAGAAGCGUUAAAAUGUUUCAUGCUAGACAUUUACAAAGCCUAUUACAAAGUAGUUAAACAACCGAAUUCAAAGCAACUCGUUAAUUUGCUCGUGGACGCUUACAAAUUAGUCUGCAGGCAGCCUCUAACGGAGAACAUGAAUCUAGUCGAUCUCAGUCUGAAAUAUGUUUCCAAUCUGAAGCAGCAAGCGACUCAAGCGAGCCUCCAGAAGAAACAAACUACCAAAGCUACGGUCGUCGAGCCCUCGAAGACGGUGACAGUUACGACUUCGCAACCUAAAGUAGACCCCAAGCCGCCGAGUGUUUCUUCCGCUUCUGGGUUACCCAAGAUGUCAUCGCACGAAAUGGCGGCAGCGUUUCAAAACUACGUCCCGAUGCUCAACGAUCCAGUGUUUUCGCAACUAUCCCUGUCUUACAUCAGCGCACUCGCCGGUUAUCCUCUCCAGAACAGUUUGCAAUCCUCUCUUCAAAAUUCGCUACAAAACUCUUUCCAAGCCGAGUUCUACCGUCAAUUCAUGGGUCAAAACUUCUCUUCGUAUGUGCAGCCUCAGAAGAAACAGAAGCGAGCUCCGAAGCAGCCGUCCACUAGUCGGAACGUGGCACACGUGAAAAAUAAUCCACCGAAACCUUACUCUGCACCGACAACUGUAACUAAAGCUGCACCGACUCCUGUUAUAACGAGCCUGCAGAAAUCUGCGUCGGCGCCGUUAGCUCCCAGCAUGGGAACAGUGUUGUCAAGUUUACCUGCCUCUAUGAGUUCUAAUUUAUCACCGUUUGGCGCGAAAUCGUCACAUACUAGUGCACAAAGCUCAGCUCCUCAGGCGCAUAUGUCCAGUUCGUCGUCUACUAAUGCUCCUGUCCACUCCAAGCCACCGAUGCCGCAUCAGCAAGUUAGUCCCGGUAAAACGUUGCAGGAGAAAUUGGCCGAGCGUCAGAAGAGCAUACCUUCAGCGCCUAAAGACAUCAACGCGUCCAUAAGUCGAUUACCAUCCUCCUUAACGAUUACCAAAACCUCUGCGCAUAAGCAGCCUUUAGUCCACGGCAAGAGACCCGAACCGAAAAAAUCACUUGCAUUUGAAGAACUCAGACCUAAGCCUAUAUCUUCCGAUGAAGUUAUCGUUUUAGAUGACGAUUAGGUUUUAAGUUAAAAUUAACUAUAUUAAAUUUUAAUCAAAAUGGACUGAAUCAAUAAAUUAACAAUUAAUUUAAAAGUCAAUUUUCAUCCAAAAAAUAUGGCAGAUGGAUAUGUGCAAAGCAAAGAUCUGUUUUAUUGGUUGCUAAUGUGCAGGCACAAACUUUAAUUAAUAUGUAAUAAUUUCAUUUGGUAUAAUAUAUUGUGAUUAAUUGUAGUAAUGUAUGUAUAGAAAUUGAAAAUUUAUCAGUAUUAAAGCUUUUUAUUCUGAA
Messenger RNA from Maniola jurtina (meadow brown), 6355 nucleotides. RefSeq names its product calcineurin-binding protein cabin-1-like. The record is from RefSeq and is a predicted model, not a curated record. The transcript has a single exon. Gene Ontology annotation, molecular function: protein binding; nucleosome binding. Gene Ontology annotation, cellular component: nucleus. NCBI's taxonomy places the organism in Eukaryota, Metazoa, Arthropoda, Insecta, Lepidoptera, Nymphalidae. The coding region runs from base 91 to 6087 and encodes 1998 amino acids. Gene Ontology annotation, biological process: chromatin organization.